AUGAUCAAGGCGCUUGCUGUCCGCAUUUAUGCGGAGAUAACUAUACUAUACGUCAAUAUACUUUACAACAGCCCCAGUGAAUUCACCACUUUAAAUUCAUGAUGUCACAUGCCGACGGUGACACGAAUCAGUAGGGCCGCCUCCCGCAAGGUCAGAAGAGUCGGCGACUCGAUCUCCAUUGCCGGCGGGUAUCGGGUGCGGGAGUGUUUCAAGGACAGCCGUAUCUCCGUGCACCGAGUCCGGGUGUCGGUGCAAGACGGGACGGCGCAGUGCGGGUGCAUGCGAAACGUGUGUUUUAUGUCUGAAAGGCGUAGGGACGGUGCCUGUGUCGCCAGACCUAUUGGAUCAUGAAGCUGUGGUGCGACUCGCAGGUGAUUCCGGUACAUUUGUCCCGAGCUGCGAUGCUGGCUGCCGCGGCAUGCGGUAUUGGAGCCGCGUUGCUUCUCAGUGGAUGGAUGGACUCGGUGCGGGCGUCGAAAAAGACGCGCAGAGCCCGCAAGCGCAGGGAGGAGUCGUUUGGGCUAGCAGAAAAAGCAGUGAAGGAGUUUGCAGAACAGAACCCUGGGAUAGAUAGUGAUGAAGUUACGGCUCUGUCUCUCAGUGAGCUUAGCAAACAACUGAAAGACGGAGAGUUGAGUCCCCACGCUGUUCUUCAUGCCUACAUUGAGAAGGCUUUGCAGGUCAGCCGGAGGCUCAACUGCAGCACCGAGUUCCUUUUGGAGAGUCGCAAGCAGCUGAGAGAGUUAGAGACGUGUCAGGAUGGACUCCUGUUUGGCAUUCCAGUUAGCAUAAAGGAAAAUUUGACUUACAAGGGUCAUGACUCCACCUGCGGUGUCAUCGCUAAGCUGGACCAGCCUGCCACUGCUGACUCGGUCCUGGUCCAGGUGCUGAAAAGACAGGGUGCCGUACCAUUUGUCAAGACUAAUGUUCCUCAGGGACUGCUCAAUUAUGACUGCAGUAACCCAAUAUAUGGACAGACACUGAACCCUUGCAAUCUUCAGAAGACUCCUGGGGGGUCCUCUGGUGGGGAGGGGGCGCUGAUUGCUGGAGGAGGAUCAAUCCUGGGAAUCGGGACGGAUAUUGCGGGCAGCGUCCGCAUUCCGGCGUCUUUUUGCGGAAUUUGCGGUUUCAAACCCACUUCUGGUCGAUUGAGUUUGCGUGGUUGUGUUUCCUGUGUCCGAGGACAAAAAUCUGUCUUGUCGACGGCCGGCUGCUUGGCUAAGGAUGUAGACGGCCUUGCCCUGUUAAUGAGGGCGCUUUUAUGUGAAGACAUGUAUUUCCUGGACCCUAUGGUUCCUCCAGUUCCAUUUAAGGAGCAGGUGUACUCCAGCACCAGGCCGCUAAGAAUUGGCUACUAUGAGAACGACGGCAUGACGCUGCCAUCUCCUGGCAUGAGCCGAGCUCUGCGGGAGGUCAGAGAGCUGCUGGAGAAAGCUGGGCACACGAUUGUCCCAUUCACUCCGCCCAGGCUGUUCUACGCCAUGCAUGAGUUGAUCGUCAGGGGGAUUAUGGCAGAUGCAGGUGUCUCACUCCUUAGCAACUUGAAAGGAAGUCCAAUUGACCCCUGCCUCAAAGCUCAGACCAACAGCUAUAAACUUCCUCUGAUCUUCAAGAAGAUCAUUUCCUUUUUCCUGAGCCCACUGUACCCUCGCCUGGGAAAUCUAAUUCGGGGAAUUUGUGGAGUCAGUUCAGUGACUGAUCUUUGGAAGCAGCAUGCAGAAGUGGAGGACUACACCCAUGAAUUCAUUGCAGAGUGGAGAAAGCUGGAGUUGGACGUGGUUCUUUGCCCCAUGCUUGGCCCAGCAUACAACUUUGGAUUUUGUGGGAAGCUUACCUGUGCCUCCAGUUAUACUGUCCUCUAUAAUCUUGUCAACUUUCCUGCUGGAACUGUGCCUGUCUCCACGGUGACGCAGGAGGACGAGAAUGAGCUAAAGCAUUAUAAGGGUAAUUUUCGUGAUAUCUGGGACAAGACCUUCAAAAAGGCUGUGACAGGUGGUCAGGGGCUGCCGUUGGCUGUGCAGUGCGUCUCUCUGCCCUGGCAGGAUGAGCUGUGCCUACGCUUCAUGUGGGAGAUUGAGCAGCUAGUUAAACAGCACAGAAACAAGUAGCCUCAUUUAGCAGCUGUGUGGCUGUAGAUCUAGUCUGUGCUGCAAGGGCUGCAUGAUAUCACAUUGUGAUUACGUGACACGUGCAAUAAUCUCCAGGGCUUUAGAUGACGGUGAUAUCGUACAGCUGCAGUGCAGCAGUAGACUGGAUCAUGUGUACUCCACAUUUUUAAUGUUUUGUUUUGCUAAUGGAAAAAAAUGUGUGAAGGAAAAACUAUUUGAUUAUGCGUUUGAUAUGUAACAUUAUGCAUUAAUAAGCAAACAUUUAUGGUUAUUUCUAAAACUGAUGAACAGGAAUAGAUGUGUAGGAUUUUGGGCCUUAAGCAACAGAAGGGGAGGCCUCAAGACACUGAAAAUGGAGAAACUUGUUGGCGUAUGUUCAGUGAAAAUGUUGGUAGCUCCCUCCCUGGACAUUUUUGUUUCAGGUAGACACUUCUAAAGGAAUGUUGUGUCUUCUUUUCUUAGGCCAGCAUCAGGCUGAAGUGUUUUUCCCAAAAACUUUCUGAGCAAUAAUCCAUAGCUUGAGGUGGACUGAGAAAGCAGCCGUUUCAAAACGUACACCCUGUAACUCCAGAGAAGCUGUGAACUCCCUGCAGUGGGACAACAUAAGCAUGCUAUACUUCCAUUGGUCCAAUGCUUCUAACAUACAUGACUUGUACUGCUCAAGUGAAUCAUGCAUCUUCCCACUCUAUGCGAACCUGAGUGACGGCGACGUCAUGCUUCUCGGCGCUUUGUCAUGACGUUUUCUGAAGGUUCUGCAAUGCUGUUGGGAACAUUUCUGGGGGUUCUUUGAAUUGGUGAAAAUAGUAGGCCUGCUGCGAUUCGUUGACAUAGUCGAUGCUGUUGAAGCUAAAAUGGUCGACAUCAGUAUUUUAAAUUGCCACUUUUGUAAAAUUAUCUUUACGAUUUGUAAUAUGCUUCUUUAUAACAAAUUAAUCGUUUAAUAUCACCAGGAAAUUGUGGGAGUACUUCACAUUAGCACCAAACAAAAAGAUGGUUUGCACAACCUGCAAAGUUCGAUGACGUACUACAGUGGCACUAGCGCAAUGCACAAGCACCUGGAGAAAAAACACCCAGGCGCAUACAGUAUGUUCUCAAAAUAAAAAUAAACGGUCAGUUUGAUUUUUUUGGAGAGAAAUUCAUUAUAUUAAUCGACAAUUGGUGAAAUAGUCGUUAGAUUAAUCCAUAGAAAAAUAGUCGUUAGUGGCAGCCCUAGAAAAUAGCAUUAGCUAGAGUCCAUGAGAGCGACAUGUUCCUGCAGGGUGACACAAUAUCCAGUCUUUCCAGUUUUAUUUGACUGUUAAUCUUUCCAGUUUUGUUGGAGAAAUUUGAAUGUGAGCUGCAGUAGUAACAACACGAUUAUCAAACUAGUAUAUUAUCUUCGCACGUCACUUUGAUUUAGAGUCUUAUCUUGCACACACAUUAAGAACUAUUUCUAAGAAGAUGCAUUCAAAAUAAAUUGCUUAGCUAAAUUAUUUCAUUACUGAAAAAUAAAAAUUCUUAAUGUGUGCAGUGACAUUUUUACAAUAAAACUAAUUUCAUUGUAGCAUUUCGAAUCGAUUGUAAUAAGCUGUAUUAAAAAUACAUUUUCAUUAAAAAUAAACAUCCAAAUGUG
Molecule: messenger RNA, 3720 nt
Organism: Brienomyrus brachyistius
Lineage: Eukaryota; Metazoa; Chordata; Actinopteri; Osteoglossiformes; Mormyridae
Product: vitamin D3 hydroxylase-associated protein
Exons: 15
Coding region: 348-2108 (586 amino acids)
Biological process (GO): fatty acid catabolic process
Molecular function (GO): fatty acid amide hydrolase activity; amidase activity
Source: RefSeq, a predicted model, not a curated record